AUGGUCUCUUCUCAGCAAGGUUACGCCAACACCACCGUCGACAUGAAGGGCAACAACAAGGCCGUCGAUGAGGCCCAGUCCAACCUCCCUCUUCCCGACCAGCCACCAGUCGCCUCCGACUUCAACUCUUCUGACGCUCGUACUGUCAACGUUGGCUCGGGCGGCCAAGAAGCCAGCUUCACUUCCGGCGGCGGAGCUAUCCGUGAGCCUGCUGUAGGUGCUGGUGGUGCUUCAGCCCGUGAGGCAAAGGAUGGUCUCGAUGGUAUUCCCAACGAUGCUGUUUCUCGCGAGGCCAAGAACCACUCUGGCCUUGCCGACACAACUGGCAAGGAUUACGGAUACCCACAAAAGAACGACCCCAGCUCCGGUCUCAAGCAGUAG
Molecule: messenger RNA, 381 nt
Organism: Bipolaris zeicola 26-R-13
Lineage: Eukaryota; Fungi; Ascomycota; Dothideomycetes; Pleosporales; Pleosporaceae
Exons: 1
Coding region: 1-381 (126 amino acids)
Source: RefSeq, a predicted model, not a curated record